Ciona intestinalis (vase tunicate) is the source of this 2205-nucleotide messenger RNA. Its product is annotated as protein arginine N-methyltransferase 6. The record is from RefSeq and is a predicted model, not a curated record. Gene Ontology annotation, biological process: peptidyl-arginine methylation, to asymmetrical-dimethyl arginine; chromatin remodeling. NCBI's taxonomy places the organism in Eukaryota, Metazoa, Chordata, Ascidiacea, Phlebobranchia, Cionidae. Gene Ontology annotation, molecular function: histone methyltransferase activity; protein-arginine N-methyltransferase activity.
GUAUUUAUUUCUAGCUUAGACAUGAUUAGGAUUAUUAAGUAAAUGCGUUACGGUCGCUUAUUUAGUCGUAAGUUUUUAUCAUCAAGUCUUAGAAUGGCUGGAGAAUUCAAAGCAAAAAGAUCCCGUUUAAGUAACGGCGGGUCCGACAAGUCGUAUUUUGAAUCGUACGCCGAUAUUACCGUACACGAAGAAAUGCUGGGUGAUGACGUACGAACAAACACAUACAAAAAAGCAAUUUUUAAUUGCUACCAAUCCCUCAAAGAUAAGGUUGUUCUUGAUGUUGGGGCAGGAACUGGAAUAUUAAGUUGCUUUUGUGCUCAAGCGGGGGCGAAAAAAGUUUAUGCAAUCGAAGCAAGCAACAUCGCCAAGCAAGCUAAGAAGGUUGUUGAGUUGAAUGGUUUAUCCGAUCAAAUUGUUGUGAUGCAAUGUCUGCUUGAAGAUGCGUUUCUUCCUGAAAAAGUUGACGUUAUCGUCAGUGAAUGGAUGGGAUAUUGCUUGCUGUAUGAAUCCAUGCUGUCAUCUGUUAUUACAGCAAGAGACAGGUGGUUGAAACCAGGGGGACUUAUGUUGCCUUCAGCUGCUGCGUUGUAUUUUGCCCCGAUCUGUGACGACGAGAUUACGGUGGAAAAAGUAAAUUUCUGGAACGACAUGGAAGAAGUGUAUGGCGUGGAUAUGUCUUGUAUUCUACCAUUUGCUAGAAGCUCUAUUUCCAAAGAUGUAAUGGUAAAAACUAUAUCAUGCGAAAACGUUUUAUCCCACCCACAACUAGUGGUGCAGUUUGACUUGCUAAAAGUAUCGCAUGCAGACGUACAACUCGUCCAACACAAAUUUAAAUUCAACAGCUUUGGCAUCGCAGAUUUCCAGGGAUUUGCCUUGUGGUUUGAUGUCUUAUUCCCAGCCCAUGAUGUUGCCAUGAGUAAUGGAAACACCACUGCCACUAAUGUAAGCGAUUUGUCACAAGAAAAUGAAACUGGGCAAAAUUCUGAUCCAGUUUCCGAUGAAAUAAAUGGCAGAGUUGCUGGAAGUGAGAAUGAGAUAGAAGAAUUGCAUGGCUGUGUGGAACAGAACAAACACUCAGAGAUAAACGGAGUCAUUCCUACUUUGCAUGGUUCAAACAUUGCCCAAAACACAGAGGAUGAUACACUUAAUCAUAAAGAUGAACUGUCUAAUGAUAAUAUACUUAAACCAAGUGUAGCAAAGGCAGGUCUUGGAUAUCCUGUCCUGCUUUCUACAUCUCCCUACAAGCCUGAAACUCACUGGAAGCAAUCUCUUCUCUAUUUGAAUAACGAAGUUCAAGUUGUACAGGACUCGCAACUAGAAGGAACGCUUGAGAUGCGACCAUGCAAGGAUAACCAUAGGUUUCUCAACAUUAAGCUAACAUGCAGUGUAGAUGGGGGUGGUGAGGUAAACAAGUCUUAUUUCAUGGGGUAUGAACUUCCCAAGAACAAAGAUGAGGAAAUUAAAACCUGUUAGGUUUUACGUAAAAACGGGCUGUAAUAAUUAUUUUUGAUUAAAAAAUUAAACAAUAAUUAUUAAUUAAAAAAUAAAUGAGUUAUUUUUAAUCAAAAAUAAAAUAAUUAUUUUAUGAUUGAGCAAAAAUCUUGUGUACUUUAAAAGUACAAAUCAUUUUAAGAAAUUUUUAUGCCUAGCAUAUCUAAGGUCGAGCCCUCAUUUUAUAUCAUUGCAAAUAACAAUAUUGUGAUGUAUGCAUGAACAUGUGCCUAAACUGCAUGUUGUAUAGAAAACUUAGGUCAAUUGGUUUUAUAAGUUUUUAAAGUAGGAAAUAUUUGUAUAUGUCACUCAAUGUCUGUGUUUACACAUUUCACUGUUGCGUGGGGGUUCUGUUCUAAGAAAUGUCAUCUUUGUUUGUUUUUGUACUGCCAUUAUUUUAUGUUACACCACUGCUGCAUUUUUUUGUGUAUAAAAUUUGUAUUGAAUUGAUCAUGAGAGUUUUCUGAGGGUUGGGGUAACGGCCAAAUCUGACCCAGGACCCCACCCAUAAUAGACAAAGUUUAAAAUUAGUACUUUGGGGUAACCAAAUCCACCAAGUGUAUGAAGUGUAGCUUUGGCCUAAGUUCCAUGUGGUAACCUAAAGUAAUUUUAAAAAUUCCAUAGAUUUUUCAAUUAACAGAUUUAAAUUAAUAAUACAGUUUUGUCCAAAAACGCGUAAGCAACCAAAUGAAAUAUUUAAAACACUGACAUUCA